Molecule: messenger RNA, 634 nt
Organism: Sceloporus undulatus (fence lizard)
Lineage: Eukaryota; Metazoa; Chordata; Lepidosauria; Squamata; Phrynosomatidae
Product: vacuolar protein sorting-associated protein 29-like
Exons: 4
Coding region: 77-634 (185 amino acids)
Biological process (GO): intracellular protein transport; retrograde transport, endosome to Golgi
Cellular component (GO): endosome; retromer complex
Source: RefSeq, a predicted model, not a curated record
UGUGGACAGACGGCGAGGGCUGGUUGAAAGUGUUUGCUCUGCUCCUUUGCUCAGCGGAGUGAAAGAAGUUGGCAAGAUGUUGGUGUUGGUGUUAGGAGAUCUACAUAUCCCGCAUCGAUGCAGCAGCCUCCCAGCCAAGUUCCGAAAGCUCUUGGUUCCAGGGAAGAUUCAGCACAUUCUCUGCACUGGGAAUCUCUGCACCAAGGAGACUUACGAAUACUUGCGGACUCUGGCCGGGGAUGUUCACAUCGUCCGAGGCGACUUUGAUGAGGGGCUGAAUUACCCGCAGCAGAAAAUUGUCACCGUUGGACAGUUUAGAAUUGGCUUGAUCCACGGCCAUCAGGUCAUUCCUUGGGGCGAUCUAGCCAGCUUGGCCAUUCUGAGGCGGCAACUGGACGUGGACAUCCUCAUUUCAGGGCACACUCACCAAUUUGAAGCAUUGGAGCAUGAGAAGAAGUUCUAUAUCAACCCUGGGUCGGCCACAGGCGCCUACACUGCCUUGGAAAGAAACGUCACUCCGUCGUUUGUUCUGAUGGAUAUCCAAUCCUCCACCGUUGUAACGUAUGUGUACCAGCUCAUUGGAGAUGAUGUGAAGGUGGAAAGGAUAGAAUUUAAGAAGUUCCCAAAUGCUUAA